AUGCCCGGAACAGUGGCUGAUGGGCCAACAGUGGCCAUGUCCUUUGCCAACAAUUUCUGGGGAAAGGAUGACGCAGGUGUUGGGCCCAUGCUUGAACGCAUGCACACUGCCAAAGUGUCUUGUGAUGAACUCAAGACGUUCUAUAACAUCCGGGCUGCCAUUGAAGAGGAAUAUGCGCGCAAGCUUCUAGCUCUUUGCCGAAAACCCCUUGGGUCGACAGAGUUGGGCUCCCUUCGAUCUUCCUUCGAUGUUGUUCGCGGUGAAACAGAGGCAAUCGCCAAAGCACAUGGAGCUAUAGCAGGACAGAUGAAAAGGGAGCUGGAAGAGCCAUUGGUAGCAUUUGCUGGUGGAUCGAAGGAGAGAAGAAAGAUCAUACAAACAGGGAUCGAGCGCCUGCUGAAAACCAAGAUGCAGCAGACCCAAACAGUUAACAAGACCCGGGAUCGAUAUGAGCAAGACUGCCUAAGGAUCAAGGGAUACCUCGCCCAGGGACAUAUGGUCAUGGGACAGGAAGAACGCAAAAACAAAGCAAAGUUGGAGAAGACGCAGAUACAGCUGGCCUCCAGCAGCAGUGAAUAUGAAGCUGCUAUUAAAGUACUCGAAGAAACGACUGGUCGCUGGAACAAAGAAUGGAAAUCAGCCUGUGACAAAUUCCAAGACCUCGAAGAGGAAAGACUCGACUUUACCAAGAGUAGCCUGUGGGCUUAUGCGAACAUUGCAUCUACUGUUUGCGUUAGCGAUGAUGCUUCGUGCGAGAAGAUUCGCCUUUCUUUAGAGAGCUGUGAGGUUGAGAAGGAUAUCAUUUACUUCAUCAAGGAAAGGGGGACUGGUCAAGAUAUCCCAGACCCUCCCCGAUUUAUUAAUUUCUGCCGGGGUGAUAUUAACGAUACGAGCUCCGAGGUCUCAGAGGAAGAUGGCUUCUCUGUAGCCCAAUUCCAGCGCACAAUCAAUCCGGCGUUUCGCAGUUCUUCCCCGCAACCGUCGACUUAUGAAUCACAUCACGACCCACAGUCAGACCUGGCAAGUAAGAUGGCUCAUAACAACCCCCCUACACCUACGAGCAGGGAAACUACCGUCACUCCGCAGAAACCGACGCAACAGCCAGCGCCCUUGGAUCUUCGCCGAGGUGGUCAACUGCCACCAAACUACGACCCCAGCGAGCAUGGAGAAAUUGGCAGUGUGCCUCACAAUGCGUAUCCAACGGAUGGUAUGACCAUGUUCUGCAGGACUGGACCUCCUUCUGAGCGGAGCUCUGGCACAAAUAGCGCCUACCGACCAUCGAGCCGUGAUUCCCAGAGUGAGGUCUCUAAUCCGACGUCGAUGUCUAGUCAGGAACCCCCCAGCGCUAGACAAUCCCCAACAAAGCCGACAAAUGGCGUGCCACUUCACGGGAUGGGGACAGACAAACAAAUUCAGAAGAAGAGGAGCGCUUUCUUCAGCAACAGCCCAUUCCGACGUAAGAGUCGCCAUGACAAGGAGCGGAACUCUGGCCCUUCACAGCCAUCUUCUCGUGGUACAUGGGAUGCGUCAAAGCCAUCGAGCCCAACCAAAGCUCCUCAGCCCCAGUCACCAAUUGCUCCUCCUGGAAACGAUCAGCUAUCCGCUAGUCCUGAGCCGGUGGACCCGAGAGCCAAUUUCCAGCUUAAUGUCGGCAACAAUGUAUUUGACGUGGCAUCGCCUGAUAAGGAGAAAAAGAAGGCACCUCAGACGGCAAAGAGUGCAGAAGAAGAGCUUGAUCCAAUCGCACGUGCCCUGGCUGACCUGAAAGGCGCGGGCAAACAGCCCACCACCCGGAUCUCUGCCGACAGAUAUCAUGGCAUUGCUACCCCAAAUCCUUCAGCCCCUAGUUCGAAUUACAGCAGCGCAUCUGUGGCGACUCCGCCCCCGGCAUAUAACGACUCUUCGGUGAAACGUCUCGAUGCCCCCCAGCCUGCAUUCACGUCCGCUCAAAUGCAGAAGACGACGCAGAAGUACACCGGACAAGCACAUAACAUGCUCCGUGGUAAUGGCAACACUGGCCUUGCAACUAGAAACCGUGCACAAUCCCAAGAUAUACCUCGUGCCAGAUCUCCUACCCCAAGACGGAGCGCAAGCCCUCAAGUCAACAGCCCCCGUAUAGACACCCGCAUGGGUCAGUACAGCAGAGGCCCAAGCCCGAGCCCCAGCACAUACCAAUCCAGCAGUAUGAGAAGUCGCUUCAGUCAGUCACCGACUGUCUCCACCCCGCCUCAGCGGCCAGCUGAUGCAGCAUACUCGCCCCAUGAGUACACAAGGCGAGCUUCUCCAAAUCCCAUGAGCCGUGGCGUUUCACCGCAGCCACAGUUCAGGCAACAAGCCCGUCCCUCGAGUGCUGGAGGUAUGGAGUUGCAGCUCUCCAACCAAGUCGACAUGUACGGUGGUGGCCACGGUUCGCCAAGACAAGCAGGAAGACCAGGGUCCUUCUAUGACGCGGGAAGCCAUAGAAGCAGGUCCAGGAGCAGGACUCUGGCCGUUGCAGAUCCUGGAAGACAGUUCAGCCGGGAUGGUCGCCCCAUUCUUCACUUUGCCCGAGCGAUGUACAGUUAUACCGCUGCAAUUCCCGAAGAGCUGGGUUUCACUAAAGGUGAUGUUCUAUCGGUCAUUCGACUUCAAGACGACGGCUGGUGGGAAGCCGAAGUUACUACCACCCGUGGACGGACCGGUUUGGUCCCCAGCAAUUACUUGCAAAUUAUCUAAAUAACGUCCAUUUCAUGAACAACAGCCUGGGUACAGGUGAACGAUGUUUAUUAUGUGUUCAUGAUGUAGAUACGGAUAUACACGACUUCUAUGGGGUUUUCUAUGUUCUUGGUGCACAUGUUUUUCCUUCGUGUUCCAAAUUGCUUACGAUUGAUAUCACCCGGUUGUUGUUUUUGACUUGACCCAUACCUUCUGUUUGCCUUCACCCUCUUUGUCCUUUGGAUUUUAAUUUCUUGAGAAGCCAGCGUUCGUUCUUGGUUUGGUGUCUAUUCCUGUAUCUUAACAACGACAGAGGUAGAUGUCCCAGGACUAUCCCAUGGUUCU
This is a messenger RNA of Aspergillus pseudotamarii, 3039 nucleotides long. Its product is annotated as formin-binding protein HOF1. Gene Ontology annotation, cellular component: plasma membrane; cytoplasmic side of plasma membrane; cytoplasm. The coding region runs from base 1 to 2715 and encodes 904 amino acids. The record is from RefSeq and is a predicted model, not a curated record. NCBI's taxonomy places the organism in Eukaryota, Fungi, Ascomycota, Eurotiomycetes, Eurotiales, Aspergillaceae. Gene Ontology annotation, biological process: cytoskeleton organization. The transcript is spliced from 7 exons. Gene Ontology annotation, molecular function: phospholipid binding; protein binding.